GUAUCAGAAGACUUUCAUUUUGGAGAACAUUACUUGUUAUUGUUAAUCGUGUCCAGUGUUUUCUAUGCCGCCAUUUUACAUCUGCACGAAAGUUGGGUUAUAUUUCUCGGUCUUUUCUACAUGUUCAUGUUCCCAGCCAUGCACAUUCUGCUUCCGGUUUACUCCAUCAGCAACAUUAUUGAUCAAAGCUGGGGGACAAGGGAUGGCAACAAAGCUUCCGUUCCGAAACUGGUUUGUUUCCCCCAAAUCCGUAAACGUCGAAAGAAGAAAAAGAAGAUAAAGAAGGAUAAAAAUUCCGCAAGUUUAAAUUCUCCCAGUCUUAGUUUUGACCUCUUCGAUAUGCAUGAAGAUGAAGUCGAAUACAAAUUCUGGAAGCUCCUACGAGAUUUCAUUAUUGGUGCAACGGUUAGGACGGGUGCACCAAAGUCGGAAAUCGCUGAAAGACUUCGGAACUUGCGCACCAAAUGUGUUUCCGCAUUUCUGAUUUGCAAUACAAUCUGGAUGAUUAUCAUUGGAUGCCUCUUCACAAACGUUACAGCAGAAGAGUCUAAGAUAAAUGUAAUUGCUUCAAUUGCUGUCAUCCUCUACGGGGUUUCGUUCGUCGCUCAACUGAUUGGAAUGACGGUACAUCGAACACAAGACACUAUCGAACGUUUAAUACGCAAAUCGAACAGACAAUCGAAGCGACCCGAAUGGAUAAUUACAAAAGACGAAAAUCUUGAUGCUGUAAGAAACAAAAGCGAAAAAUAAAUCAAAGGAAAGGAAAAAAAUAGUAUAAAGAAUUAAAUUCAAUAAUAGCAAAAAACAACAAAAACACUGUCACACCUUGUGCCUACUUAACAAAAAAGAAACACCUACAAGCUUGUUUGCAAGGUUCUACACGCAUUCAUGAAUUCUAAACAAUAACAUAACCCCAAAUUUAAUCAAUCAAAAUUUCUCCAAAACACCUUUCCUUAACAACGUGUCCUAAAAACCCAAUUACCACUCCUCUCAUUGCGUAUAUAUAUUUAUGUGUGUAUAGGAAUGUAAGUAUAAAUAUGUAUAUGUGUGUGCAUGUGUAUGUAUAUAUAUAUAUAUCAUUAAUUAAAUAUAUUCUGUUAGAAUUUUAUACACUGAAUUUAUAA
Molecule: messenger RNA, 1124 nt
Organism: Octopus bimaculoides (California two-spot octopus)
Lineage: Eukaryota; Metazoa; Mollusca; Cephalopoda; Octopoda; Octopodidae
Biological process (GO): chitin biosynthetic process
Cellular component (GO): cell periphery; cell septum
Molecular function (GO): chitin synthase activity
Source: RefSeq, a predicted model, not a curated record